AUGUCGAACCUGCCGGCAGGAUUUUUCAUCACAUCAUUAAAUGGGCAACGAUGUACCGCCAUUCCAAAGGCUCUUGGAGCAGCUAAUUCAGACGCUGCAGCGGCAGCAGCGGCUGUAGCGGCAGUGACAGCGACAUCACAGAUGCAACAGUUGGCGCAAGUCACGGCAUCCAGCUCUCAAGUACAAACCACCCUCCCGGAUGUUCCUCUGAGUAGCGUUGCUCCGCCUUCAUCUAUUGAAAUAGCCAGCACCACUCAACCCACAUCCACCUCGAUACCAGCUAUUACACCCGCCCCUCCCAUUAUCAAUACAAGUACUCCCGAAGCGCAAGCGAGUCCAAGUCCAAUUUCGAGUGCUGCGAGUCCCGCAUCGAAAGGUACGACCCCGACAAGAUCUUCUAGCACCCCUUUAGCAAAUACUCUGAAAAGCGAGGUUCGCGCUUCGCCAACCCCUUCAUCGGUGCCUAAUGGCAGUGAGAAUGCAUUACAAUCUCUCCAGUCUCUGGCAAUGUCCAUUCCUUCUGCAGCUGCCACCCCUACUCCUGCUUCGCUCUCUACGGAAUCUGCGACGGGUGAUGACAUAUCUUUAAAUCCCCGACUGACAGCUGCUCCAGUUGUGGGAGGCGUUCUGGGCGCGGCAGCCGCCAUUGCCGGCUUAGCAUUCCUUUUCUGGUUCUUGAGAAAGAGGAGGAAGGCUGGUAGGCAAUCACUCCUCACGCCGCUAUCGACUGGGCGGGACAGCGCAUUCUAUCCCCGUGAUGAUAAUGAAGUCGGAUCAUCAUCGUACAAUGAGAAAUGGAGGUCAGGAGUAGGAUCUCAAGGAAAUCCCUUCGGAGCCGCAGCCUCUAAGCUCAAGCUGGGAGUCGCGGGGGUUGGAGCCUCUUUAAAAUCCAAGUUAGUGAAGAAUGAUACGCCGAGUGUCAAUCUGAACAGGGGCAACUCGCAGUUCCUGGAUGGCCCGAUUUCCCAACACAGUCGGAAUAACUCGGUUUUAUCGGGGAGUGGAGGGAAUCUCACCGUUAAGGAUCGUCUCGACACCUUGCUGGAUCGCUUCAGAGAGAAAUUCAGUUUCAACCAGCGUGUACGAAAAGCGAACGAACCUAGUGACCCCUUCGAGGCUGCUCGAGGCAUGACGGAGAAACAAGCGAGGCUUAACAACCCUCAACCGGACUUCUCCCAGCUACUUGGGAUGGAUGACCGAGAACUGCAACUUCAGGCAGAGCGGAGCCGUGCUGCCUUGGCCAAAACCCAAUCCGGAGCCUCUCUUCCACCACUGGGGAGUCUAGGGCUGAACUUUGGAUCCAAUGAUCCUUUUGCGGAUCCGAUCAAGGCAACAGGCCCCAACGAGCAAAACAUACCUUGGAAGCCAUCUAAGGCUGCCACAGGAGGCCGCUCUGGCGACGCCUAUGACUCCAACUCCAACCCCUUUGAGGAUCCCGUCUCGCAAACUUCAAAUCCUUUUGCUGAUCCCACCUCCCAACGGCGGCCCUCCAUCUCCAACCCGAAUACAUACGUAGCCGAUAUUCGGCGCUCAAGGGGACAAUCCGUCGAUACCACAAACCGUCGCCCCUCGGGAGCUUACCGGCCACAGAGCAACAUGACCGGAGCCGUGUCCCGUUAUCCAUCAAGCAUCGCUCCCAGCCGAGACAGCUACAGGGAUACAAUAUUCUCUUCCUUCUCGGGCAACGCCCGAAAAGGUAAGGGACGAUCAGAUCCGUUCGAUCUCGAGCGUCCCGAACUUUGGCGCCGCAAUAAUUUCAACAACAGGACUUCAACCCGGCAACGAGGGACCACCAUGAGCGGCGGCCUACGAGAUAGCGAGAUGAAUCUCUACCCUACACCCCUCACCACGAACAACCUCCAGAACCAGGGAAUGCAACGCGUGCAGAGCAAUGCAACCUAUGGGAGUAAAUACAGCAGCGGCGCCCCUAGUCUCGUAGGCUGGGGUGAUCCAGGGCCUGAUUUAGGCCCCGGAAGCACGAAUAGCAGUAUGAGAGGAAACGCGAGCUCUAGUGGUGGGAGUGCCGACUUCAGCGCAAAUGGCGGAGCUGGGACCGGGGGUCAUGGUCGGCUUGGGCUUGAUGCCCAGGGGGAAAGGGCGCGACAACUUGCUGAUGGGAAUGUGAGUCCAAUUAGCUUGGAGAAUGGGGCCGGUAAUGGAGGGUUAGUUGGGAAGGCCAUGUGA
This is a messenger RNA of Venustampulla echinocandica, 2184 nucleotides long. RefSeq lists its product as uncharacterized. Lineage: Eukaryota; Fungi; Ascomycota; Leotiomycetes; Helotiales; Pleuroascaceae. Bases 1 to 2184 code for a protein of 727 amino acids. The record is from RefSeq and is a predicted model, not a curated record. The transcript has a single exon.